GCGUGCGACGACCUGGCCAAGCGCGCCCACGAGGACGAAGCCGUCUUCGCGCGCCGCAGUUGCGACGACGUCUACAUCCACAGCCUGAGCUUCAUGACGAUCACCGACGUCGUCGCGAGCAUGAGCGACGAAGUAUGCAAGAAGGAUUUCAUCGAGGGGAAGAUGCAGAGAAAGAAGCAGGGUAAGAGGCCGUUCUUCCCCGAGGAGGUGGGCAAGCGCGAGGUCUUCUCCAUGAAAGUGAAGCGGAAGGCCCUCAUCAUGUCGAGGUCAGAGCUGAACAAAUAUUGCGGCUUCAAGCCCACCAAGAAGAACGCGAAAUCGAUCCCCUCGAUGAUGUUGCACUCGGAGGACAGCCUAGACGUCGAGGAGGCAUGGCUCUUCAUGCGGACGAUCGAGUGGUCCUUCCUGCGAACGCUGAGCAUCAGCAUGGGCGUCGUUAGCGAGAAGAGCUGUGUGCACAUGAAGCAGGAGAACCACAUCUUCGCCUUCCAGGGCACGCGGACGUUCGAAUGGAGCAUGGGCGAGCAGACUCACUCGAGUGGCCCGUUAACCUUGCUCGCGAACCUCAAGACCCACGAGGGCGCCGGCCUGGCCCUCACGGAGGAGAUGGCCAACUCGAUGGGGAUGCGGCGUCUCCGCGGCGGGGGGUUGCCGUCAGGCGUGGUGCCCUCCAUGUCGCCGCCGAUGACCAUGUCAGGAGCGUGCUCGGUCCUCUCUGGCGGCGUCGAGCCCACGCCAACGGGGGGGGCGGGAGAUGGCGAGACUGACUCUCCGCACACGCCCAUGCUCUACAGCAAGGGCACCUUGUCGGCGACGACGAUCAACAUCAUGGCGGAGCGACGUGCUGCGAGGAGCGCUGUGAGCGGGGUUCCAUCCGCCCUGUCGGCCACCGGCCGACUCCAGGCAGCGGCGGUGAACACCUGCAGCAUCGAUGCUGACGAUUCGGCGAGCCAGGCCCCCAAUGCAGGGGGCCCCGCUGUGGGCAAGGGGGACCAGUGGAUUGCGAAGCUCCCGUUGUCGAAGGUGCUCACUGCUGGGAAGUUGGGCGCCCAAGCGCACCACGCCGCUGGAGAGUUGAAAAGGCUGAAGGACACGGAUAAGGACCAGUGGAACAGACCCACCCUGCACAUGACGAAGAACGAUCUCGCGAACAAGCUUCACGAGACCAACAUCUUCAGCGCCUCGGCUGGCGAUGUCAAGGACGCCUUCGAGCGCCUGCGCCAGUCCAUCGAUAUCCCGCCAGUCGUCCAGAAGAACAUGUGCAAGAAGAUGCCCCAGGAACGCAUGACAGUCGAGCUCCAGUCCAUGACCGACGUCACCUUCUUCUUUGAGAUGGUGUGGCCAUGGCCCACAUCCCCUCAGGAAGCGGGCCUCACCUUCACUGCGGAUUCGCCGAAGCUCCACUUCAUUGACCUCGAGAUGGCCGAGAAGAUCCGCAUGUUCAACCAGAGUUUCAUCAGCGGCGUGCACACUGCACUGGUCGAGGGAGGCCACAAGAAGAAGGAUAUGCUCGUGGCGAUUUCUUAUUGGAUGGCUUCGCUGAUGGACGAUCUGCUGGCCGACGCAGAGGAGUUCUGCGAGGACGCGUCGCACUUCUUGGGCGCGCUGGGCUCCAUGGUGGGCGGCGUCGCCAAGAUCUGCGACCCGACCAGCCCGUGGAAGGCGGACGACAUCGAUGCCUUCUACAGCGACAUCCUCUCCCUCGACCCCAACCGCGGGGACAUCUUCAGCGGGCUGGAGGGGGUGGUGAUCGCCAUCGGCGCGUGCGCCGAGUACAACAAGACGUGGACGACCCUGAUGAAGAACAAAGUCAUGGUCAUGGAGCUCGCCCCCCAGGUUUCAGCAUCCAUGUCCGCCCUCUUGUCGGACUUCAACGGGGCGGUUGCUGCGACCACCGCGGCGUUGAGCACCAUCCCGAAAGUCGCGUGCUCCCUGGACGACGAGCUCGCGACCCCCGUCGUCAAGGAGGUGAAGGCCGCGCUGAAAGAUUUGUCGACCAGCGUCGCCUCAGCCACGUCGACGGGGUCAUUGGCGCAGACGCAGCAGAGCACAUUCAUCCAGCUGUUGGGCAAGGCGGUCGACGCCAUGCCGUCGGACGUCGAGCUUCUGAAGAUGAAGCCGGAGAUGGACGAAGCCGACGCCUGCAUGGCCCGCGAUGCCAUCAAGCCCCGUUGA
Molecule: messenger RNA, 2175 nt
Organism: Prorocentrum cordatum
Lineage: Eukaryota; Dinophyceae; Prorocentrales; Prorocentraceae
Source: the annotation of a GenBank genome assembly